Messenger RNA from Penicillium manginii, 1602 nucleotides. Its product is annotated as FAD-binding oxidoreductase. The record is from RefSeq and is a predicted model, not a curated record. The transcript is spliced from 4 exons. Gene Ontology annotation, biological process: lactate catabolic process. The coding region runs from base 1 to 1602 and encodes 533 amino acids. NCBI's taxonomy places the organism in Eukaryota, Fungi, Ascomycota, Eurotiomycetes, Eurotiales, Aspergillaceae. Gene Ontology annotation, molecular function: D-lactate dehydrogenase (cytochrome) activity; D-lactate dehydrogenase (NAD+) activity; FAD binding. Gene Ontology annotation, cellular component: mitochondrion.
AUGAACAGUUCAAGCGGUGGUGCUGGCAAGGAAGAGCAAAAGCAAGAAUAUACAAAGUUUAGGUCUCAAUCAUCACCUAAGGCGUCCUCCUGGACACCAAUUCGGGCCCUUACGAUCGCUGCAUCCGCUGCAGGGCUAGGAUACGGCUACGCUACCUACAGCCAAACUCCCCAAACUCCCACAAAACCUCAAUAUGGCUCGGUGAAAGAUUUCGAAAAGGCUAUCUCCGAGUUACGAGCCAUGCUGGGCGAAGACACCAUCUCCACUGAUGAAGAUGACCUCCAUCGACACGGCUAUUCCGAGUGGUCCAGUCUGAACGCAGACCGUCUGCCCUCCGCCAUCGCCUACCCCGAGACAACCGAAGAUGUCGUGAAAAUCGUCAAGGUCUGCCACAAAUACCGCAUGCCCAUGAUCCCCUUCUCUGGCGGGUCGAGCCUGGAAGCCAACUUCUCCGCCCCGUUCGGCGGCAUGACCAUUGAUUUCGCAAUGAUGAACAAGAUCCUUGACAUCCACGAAGAUGAUAUGGACAUUGUGGUUCAGCCCUCGAUCGGCUGGAUGGAUCUGAACGAGCAGAUUAAGGGAACGGGCCUAUUCUUCCCCGUUGAUCCCGGCCCUUCGGCUAUGAUCGGCGGUAUGAUCAGUACAAACUGCAGUGGAACAAAUGCUGUGCGAUACGGUACCAUGAAAGAUUGGGUUAUCAAUUUGACUGUCGUCUUAGCCGAUGGCCGAGUCAUCAAAACCCGCCGGCGCCCUCGCAAGACUUCGGCCGGGUAUAACCUCACAGGCCUACUUGUCGGCUCGGAGGGCACGCUGGGAAUAGUGACGGAAGCGACUCUCAAACUGGCGCCUAUCCCUGAGCAAACCCGUGUUGGCGUAGUGGCAUUCUCGACUAUUCGUGACUGUGCCUCGACGGCGCAACAGCUCAUUCGGAGAGGUAUUCAGGUCCAGUGUAUGGAAAUCUUGGAUGAUGUUCAGAUGGAUGUUAUCAACCGUGCUGGUGGAACGGGCCGAACAUGGAGCGUCUCCCCUACCCUGUUCUUCAAGUUUUCCGGGACCUCGGCUGGAGUUGAAGAUAAUAUCAACUUGACAAGGGAACUGGCCCAAAACAACAAUGCGCAAGGAUUCCAGUUUGCCAAGGACGAGAAAGAGGCUCAUGAUCUUUGGUCUGCGCGUAAACAGUCGCUUUGGAGUAUGAUGGCUCUUCGCAAAGAGGGUUCUGAGGUUUGGUCGACCGAUGUGGCCGUGCCGAUCUCUCGUCUUCCUGAUAUUAUCGAAAUUUCCAAGAAAGAACUUGACGACCUUGGUUUAUUUGCUAGCAUUUUGGGUCAUAUUGGUGAUGGAAAUUUCCAUGCAAGCAUCAUGUAUGAUCGCAAUGAUCCAGCGGAGAAAGAAAGGGUAGAGAAAGUGGUAUAUGACAUGGUUGAUCGUGCCCUUGAGAUGGAGGGCUCUUGCACGGGUGAGCAUGGAGUCGGCCUGGGUAAGAAGGACUCGCUACGGAAAGAGGUCGGAGAGGAAACUAUUGAAAUUAUGCGGAGUGUCAAGCGUUCCUUAGAUCCAUGCUGGUUGUUGAAUCCUGGGAAGAUUUUCGAUUUGGAUGAAUGA